GCGGUUCUGUCCCAACCCAGCCCGGAAGCAGAAUGGAAAUGGGAGAGAAGAACAUUCUGUGCAAUAGUGUGGUGGCUCAUGAUUUUGAAGAAGUUUGCCCAGAGAGGGUGAUCAAGUUUAAGCCUCCACUGUACAAGCAACGAUACCAGUUUGUUAGAGAUUUAGUGGAUCGUCAUAGACCCAAGAAGGUUGCAGAUCUGGGAUGUGGUGAUACUGAACUCCUAAGGCUGCUAAAAAUCUACCCAUGCAUUCAACUGCUUGUUGGGGUAGAUAUCGAUGUGGAAAAAUUACAGACUAAUGGACAUCACUUAUCUCCCUACUUGGGAGAAUUUGUAAAGCCCCGGGAUCUAGACCUGACCGUCACCCUGUACCAUGGCUCUGUUGUGGAGAGAGACUCUCGUUUGCUCGGAUUUGACUUGAUAACAUGCAUCGAACUAAUAGAGCAUUUGGACUCAGAGGACCUGGCCAGGUUUCCUGAGGUGGUGUUUGGGUACCUCUCUCCAGCCAUGCUCGUCAUCAGCACCCCGAACUCCGAAUUCAACCCCCUGUUUCCCACAGUCACCCUGAGAGACGCAGAUCAUAAGUUCGAGUGGAGCCGAGUGGAGUUCCAGACCUGGGCUUUACGUGUGGCCAAUCGCUAUAACUACUGUGUGGAGUUCACUGGGGUGGGGGAGCCUCCGGUGGGAGCAGAGCAUGUCGGGUACUGCACCCAGAUAGGUGUCUUCCAGAAAACCAGCGGGAAGGCUCCGGAAGCCUGUGCUUCAGAGCAGCGCGAACGGCACGUUUACAAAGUGGUCUACACCACCACCUACCCGAGCCUGCAGCAGGAGAAGAUGCUGAAGUGCGUGCUGGUGGGGGAGGUGCUGGUCCAGGUGGACCGCCUGCGGCUGCGCACGCUGCGGGCGGGGGAGCGGGGGGCGCGGGGGGCGCGCCCGGGGCCCCCCGCCGCGGACGCCCCCCCGGGCCCCCACCCGGCGCUGGGCACCGCGCUCACCGAGGCCGAGCGGCGCCGCAUCGAGCGCUCGCCGCGGCCCUUCUGCGCGGGCGGCAAGUUCUUCGUGCCCCUGCAGCGGCUGCUGGCCUACCCCAAGCUGCGGCGCUUCCAGCUGGCCGAGGAGCGGCUGCGGGCGCUCAUCGCCGACUCGGUGAGCCUCAGCGCCGACGGCUCCGCGGUCGUCGUGGACCUGCACAACCCCUGGGAUUACCGGCCCGAGGACAGCUGA
Molecule: messenger RNA, 1223 nt
Organism: Perognathus longimembris pacificus (Pacific pocket mouse)
Lineage: Eukaryota; Metazoa; Chordata; Mammalia; Rodentia; Heteromyidae
Gene: Henmt1
Product: HEN methyltransferase 1
Exons: 7
Coding region: 33-1223 (396 amino acids)
Biological process (GO): piRNA processing; siRNA processing; RNA methylation
Cellular component (GO): nucleus; cytoplasm
Molecular function (GO): O-methyltransferase activity; RNA methyltransferase activity
Source: RefSeq, a predicted model, not a curated record